Messenger RNA from Salmo salar (Atlantic salmon), 4142 nucleotides. RefSeq names its product ETS translocation variant 5. Gene Ontology annotation, molecular function: DNA-binding transcription factor activity, RNA polymerase II-specific; sequence-specific DNA binding. NCBI's taxonomy places the organism in Eukaryota, Metazoa, Chordata, Actinopteri, Salmoniformes, Salmonidae. Gene Ontology annotation, cellular component: nucleus. Gene Ontology annotation, biological process: cell differentiation; regulation of transcription by RNA polymerase II. The record is from RefSeq and is a predicted model, not a curated record.
AGGGAAAACCAGACGAUUCCAUUCAGAAAUCCACAGUCAAGCUUUGUGUGAGAAGAGCAUAGACGACAAUCCUGAAAGAACGUUUGCAACAGCGUGGAGUGAAACAGAACUUAUUUUCAACAUUGCAAAGGAAUUAAAUCUUCGCAAAUAAAGAACAGACAGACGGACCAGCGUCUCCUGCUGCUACAGUCAGCCCCUCCUCCAACUUCAGUCCAGAGGCCGUGAAGAUAUUCAGGCAACAUGGAUGGAUUUUAUGACCAGCAAGUCCCUUUCAUGGCCCCCUCUAGUCAGAAUUGUCAUGUGGAAGAACCAGUGAACAUGCCAUUUAACGAGCGGAAGAGAAAGUUUGUUGACACUGAGCUCGCCCAGGACACAGAAGAUCUCUUUCAAGACCUCAUGCAACUUCAAGAGACAUGGAUUGCAGAAGCUCAGGUGCCUGAUGACGAACAGUUUGUCCCAGAUUUCCAGUCGGAUAACCUAAUGUUCCAUGGACCUCCAGCCAGUAAAGUGAAGCGAGAGUCCAGUGCCUCUAGAGAUCUGUCCCCCUGCAGUCAGGAACAACAGAGACUCUCUCUCUACACAGACAAGUGCCUUUACAGCUACAGUGCCAACAACAGGAAGCCACUUGGCAUCAAUACUUUAACCCCUCCCUCCACACCCGCCUCACCCUGCAGCCCCGCCCCCACCCCGGGGACACACCCCCUACAGAGGCAGAUCACGUCCCCUGUCCAGGCGACACACCCCGGCCACAGUCGUCCGACUCACAGGCACAGCCCCUCCCACCACCGGACACUCCCGCCACACCCGAGCCAAAGCCAGCCUUUCGCUGUUCCCCGCCUACCUGUCAAUCACUCCGAUGCCUCCUACAGCUCAGAACACAGGUUCCAGCGGCAGCUCUCUGAGCCAUGUCUGCCUUUCCCUCCGCCUGACGGUGCCACCUGUACCCCUUACCCCCCUCAGCCCCAUCACCCCCAACGCGCCCCCCUGUCCCGGGACGGCCGCCCCAUCUACCAGCGGCACCUGUCAGAGCCCUUGGUCCUCCUCCCUGCUCAGGGCUUCAAGCAGGAGCUGGUGGACCUCCGCUACACCGAGCAGGGGGUCCCCACCAUGGGCCCUCCCCGCACCCCGUUCCAGGGCCUCUCUAUCAAGCAGGAGCCCCGGGAUUUCUGCUUUGACCAAGAAAUGCAGAACUGCCAGUCUUCUUUCAGGAAGUCCGGUAACUUCUACCAAAACAAUGAUGGUUUGGUCUACGACGGAGAGCCUCAUCUGUACAACGACGACACAUGCGUGGUUCCAGAGAGACUAGAAGGCAAGAUCAAGCAGGAGGCCGGAGUGUUCCGUGACGGACCGCCCUACCAGCGCCGAGGUUCCCUGCAGCUCUGGCAGUUCCUGGUCACUCUGCUGGACGACCCGGCCAAUGGUCACUUCAUCUCCUGGACCGGCCGCGGCAUGGAGUUCAAACUCAUCGAGCCCGAAGAGGUGGCCCGGCGCUGGGGCCUUCAGAAGAACCGGCCUGCCAUGAACUACGACAAGCUGAGCCGCUCUCUACGCUAUUACUAUGAGAAGGGCAUCAUGCAGAAGGUAAAGGUGGCUGGAGAGAGGUACGUGUACAAGUUUACGUGUGACCCCGAGGCGCUCUUCUCCAUGGCCUUCCCUGACAACCAGAGGCCCAGCCUGAAGCAGGACCCGGACUGCCUGCCGCCGUCUGCGGGGGAGGAUGACACCACCGUGCCCCUGGCCCACUACGAGGAUGGCUGUGGCUCCUACCUGGCCGACGGAGGGGAGCGGGGCGUCUCGUUACUGGGCUUCCCCGAUAACUACUCCUUCUGAAUGUUCUGACCAAUGACGGAAUAAAGACAGCUGUCAUCUGGUACCCUGCCACACCCCUACCCUACCCCAAACUCUUGUCCCCUAAUUACACACCACUACCCUACCCCUUGUCCCCUAACUAUACACUCCUACCCUACUCCUCAUCUCCUAACUACACACCACUACCCUACCCCACAUCCCCUAACUACACACCCAGAGCCCAAACCCUAGUCCCCGAACUACACACCCAGAGCCCAAACCCUAGUCCCCGAACUACACACCCAGAGCCCAAACCCUAGUCCCCGAACUACACACCCAGAGCCCAAACCCUAGUCCCCGAACUACACACCCAGAGCCCAAACCCUAGUCCCCGAACUACACACCCAGAGCCCAAACCCUAGUCCCCGAACUACACACCCAGAGCCCAAACCCUAGUCCCCGAACUACACACCCAGAGCCCAAACCCUAGUCCCCGAACUACACACCCAGAGCCCAAACCCUAGUCCCCGAACUACACACCCAGAGCCCAAACCCUAGUCCCCGAACUACACACCCAGAGCCCAAACCCUAGUCCCCGAACUACACACCCAGAGCCCAAACCCUAGUCCCCGAACUACACACCCAGAGCCCAAACCCUAGUCCCCGAACUACACACCCAGAGCCCAAGCUGCUGAGCGGAUUUGGAGCUCUCUAACCCCCCUCCCCUACUCCUAUGCCAAACUCAGCUCCUCUUGCCAGUCUUGAGAUUACCCUCCCCAAGUCCCAAGGAAAAAACCAGUCAAACCUGAGACGGCCAUCUUGCUUCUUCUUUGCCCUCUGUUAUCAAACUAAAUUGUGGCGAAAGGUGUGCGGUCCACAUCCUCAUCAACAUAAAGUGAACUGAGUGAUCUCCUUUACGGGGGUUGGGCGAGGACACGGUUCACGUGAUUAUAACGGGACUCAAGUAAUGGACACGAGUGUGCCAGGAUUGUAGCCAAUAGCCAUGCAGUUUCCACAAUCUGCUAGCCAAUAGCCAUGCAGUUUCCACAAUCUGCUAGGUACGAGUAUGACAAAUAAUGGCGAGGAUAUAAAACAUUGCCCUUUUGAUAUAGCAAUUGUUUUAUGGCUUGAUCCCAAACAGAGUAGUAAACUCGACACGCGCACAGGGCUUCACCUUGGAGAGAAACUACGACUCCAAUGAACCUUAGUACUACAGGUGGUGAUGUAAUGUAACUCUGUAUGCAAUGAAUGGGCCAAACACACAGGCAACCGACUGUUCUUAUUAAUCCAUAAUACAUCGUACGACUAUAAAGAAGCUGGGACACGACUACCCCUGAGCAAGUUGCGUUGGCUGGCAUGCCCCUCAUUAAAAACACCAACACACUGAAAUCCAAUCUGAAAUGGGAGAGGUGGACUCAGGACUCGCUAGCUCAGCAUUCUCUUCAGACUCGGGGAAUUUUUUUUUUUUCUCUCACCCAAAAAUGUAAAACCUUUAUGAUGCUGUUUUACUCCUGAUGUUGGCGUGUCCUACCAGAUGUAUCUUUCCUUGACGUUUUGUUUAGCUCUUUCAUUUGACUCAUUUUGUCGUAAUAUGUAAAAGGGACACGCAUACAAAACAGUAUUUUUCCUGAAGCGUUGACUUCCUAUUAGAAAGUGUGUAUUGAAAAUACAUGUUUAUGUACUAUGAUGACAAAAGUACUGCGACUGUCACGCAGUCCCUUCUCCAAAAACUAUAACUGCCAAUAGUAAGCUAAACAGGGGGGACUCUACUCAUCGCAUUGUUUUCUCACAGAAAGCUGUACCAACCUAUUGCUGUACCAUUCAAAAGUUUUCUGCUUUUUGUAUAGUUUAUCGGGGCGUAUAUGAAACAAACAUCUAAAAUGUAAAUGUGUAUAUAUGAAUAUAUUUUUGCAAAGUCAUUUGUUUUGACGUACACGCUGGAAUGUUUGGCCUGGUAUCUGGUUUGCAUCCUUUAAUUCUUGUCAUCAUGUUACGGUGUCCAUAUUAGGACACAUCCCUAGUCUCUGCAGGAGUUGUCUGUCGAGUCCUGCAAAGACUGAGGCUGUCCUAAUAUGGACACCGUAUUGAGGCAGUGGGUUGAAGCCUAGAAAGACCUCCCCGUUGACUGAGUGGUGGGCUGUGUCGGCGUCACACGUGUGUACCAGUAUAUUUUGAUAUGAUUCUGUCUACAUGUGGGUUGGGGGGGUGUCUUGUCCACAACGUUGAGUUUUGCUGGCACUUAUACAAGUGACAACCCCCCCCCCCCUUUUUCCCCACAAAUACAAUGUGUGCCUUCCACUGCUUUUGGUUGAUUUUCUAUACUGGAUACAAUAAACUAUACUUUCUGCUUCAAA